GUUUAUUUGUCUUGGAAAAACUUUUGCCGUAGAGUAAAGUUAGCAUGUUAAUGCUAGUGUUCAAAGUUGACUUUUAUCUUCCUUCUUUGACUCUUGGAUGUUGGUAAAAUGUCGGGCUUUCGGGGUCUUUCAGUUUUCCCUGAUGUGGUCCAGCUGCUGUCAGUGAGUAAAGAAGAGGUUUCUCCUGAGCAGCAUGACGGGAGCUCCAGUCUGAAACAGGAGAUUAGUGAGCCUCUGCACAUUAAAGAGGAACCAGAGGAACUGUGGAGCAGCCAGGAGGGAGAGCAGAGUCAUGAACCUGUCCCUGUGAAGAGUAAAGAAGAUGAGGAGAAACCUCAGUCCUCACAGAUUUAUCACAGACAGACUGAAGAGAUGGAAACAGAAGUUGAUGGAGAGGACUGUAAACCAGAGACAGGGGGAGCCAGGUACUUUGAUCCAGAGAGAGAUUUACAUCAAGAGACUGAGGUCAAACUUGAAGACUUGUCUGAUCCUGAGAGUGAUGACAGCGCUGAUUGGAGAGAGAUGACAGAACACCAGUCAGGUUUAAAGUCAGUGGGAAGAAGAACAAGAAAGAGAGCAAAGACUGAGAAGAAAUCACAAAUCUGUACUGAGUCAACAAGAAUUCACACAGUGGAAAAACCUUUUGGCUGUUCUAUAUGUGGCAAAAGCUUUGACUCUAAAAUCAUUUUGACCAAUCACAUGGUAAUUCAUAACAAUGAAAAACUGUUUAGCUGCUCCAUGUGUGGAUGCAGUUUUACCCAAAAAGGAAGCUUGACUAAUAACACGAUAAUUCACAAAGGUGUGAAACCUUUUGUCUGCUCUGAGUGUGGUCUGAGAUUUACCUACGAAGAAGGUUUAAGACAUCACAUGAUACUUCACAGAAGGGAAAAACUUUUUAGCUGCCCCAAGUGUGGUAGGGCAUUUACCAAAAAAGGAAGUUUGAGCUUACAUAUGAGAAUUCAUUCAGGGGUCAAACCUUUUGCCUGCUCUUAGUGUGAUAGGAAAUUUACCCAAAGAGGAGACGUGAGGAAACACAUGAAAAAUCAGCAACAGACACAACUCAGCUGCUUUGAGUGUGGCAAAAAAAUUUAAUCUCAAGUGUGGUUUCAUAGAUCAUCUGGCAGAUCACAAAAAGAGAGAGACUUUAGGUGCUCUGAGUGUGUCAAGAGAUUUACUCAAGAAGAAGAUCUGACGUCACAUAUGUUGGUUCACAAGGUCAAUGAGAUUAUCAGACACAACAUGUGAGAAUUGACAUGAAUGAGAACCUCUUCAGUGUUUCAGAGUGUUAUGAAAGAUUUAAGAUCAGUCUAAUCUGACAGCUCAUAUGACCCAUCAUACAGGAGAGAAACUGUUCCACUGCUCUUUAUUGAGACAUUUACAACCACAGACUGAGAUAAACGCUGAAGACAUUUCUGAACAUGACACUGGAAACAUUUAUUAUUGGAAGAAGAGAGAUCAUUGGUAUUGUUUACCCCCUGAAAAAUGGUGAAUUUAUUUAUCUUAGUGAUAAAACAUGUAACUGUUGAGAGAACACUCUGAAUGUAGUAAUACCUCCAUUAGAACUAUAUAUUGGGACCACUUUGAUGAUGCCUCAAAUCAUUUUUGAAGGCUGUGUUUGUGUUAAGAUAAUUUUCUUUUUCUUUUGAAUAAAAUAUGUAGGUUUAAGUUGCUAUAACUUUUCUUUUUAUGUUGCAUUUAUUCAGUUAACGGAUGUAAUCGAUUGUUAAACCAACCUUC
Cheilinus undulatus (humphead wrasse) is the source of this 1737-nucleotide messenger RNA. Its product is annotated as zinc finger protein 184-like. Lineage: Eukaryota; Metazoa; Chordata; Actinopteri; Labriformes; Labridae. Gene Ontology annotation, biological process: regulation of DNA-templated transcription. Gene Ontology annotation, molecular function: RNA polymerase II cis-regulatory region sequence-specific DNA binding; DNA-binding transcription factor activity, RNA polymerase II-specific. The transcript is spliced from 2 exons. The record is from RefSeq and is a predicted model, not a curated record. Bases 109 to 993 code for a protein of 294 amino acids.